This is a messenger RNA of Macaca mulatta (Rhesus monkey), 760 nucleotides long. RefSeq names its product mitochondrial ribosomal protein S33 (gene MRPS33). The record is from RefSeq and is a predicted model, not a curated record. NCBI's taxonomy places the organism in Eukaryota, Metazoa, Chordata, Mammalia, Primates, Cercopithecidae. Gene Ontology annotation, cellular component: mitochondrion.
UCCGGGUCCACUAGGCCUCCGCUCUAGCCGCCAAGCUUCUGUUUCUCUACUGCUCCCGUAAUAGUUGCCUGCGCGAGUUUGGAGCCGGGUAGGGGGCGGGCCUUCCGGGACGAGGGCGCGUGGGUGAGGAAGGUCAGGUCCAGGAACUCUAACUCCUUGCCACUCAAGAAAUGUCCUCCCUUUCAGAAUAUGCCUUGCGCAUGUCUCGUCUCAGUGCCCGGCUAUUUGGUGAAGUCGUCAGGCCUACUGAUUCCAAGUCUAUGAAAGUGGUGAAACUGUUUAGUGAACUGCCCUUGGCCAAGAAGAAGGAGACUUAUGACUGGUAUCCAAAUCACCACACUUACACUGAACUCAUGCAGACACUCCGAUUUCUUGGACUCUACAGAGAUGAGCAUCAGGAUUUUAUGGAUGAGCAGAAACGACUAAAGAAGCUUCGUGGAAAGGAGAAACCAAAGAAAGGAGAAGGGAAAAGAGCAUCAAAAAGGAAAUAGUGUUGGUCCCUCAAGAGGGAGAAUUUCCUCCUCAGUGGCAGAGAGAAGAAAGUGCAUUUAUUGUCUUUCCACAUAUUGGAGGAAUGUCAUCUUCCUGAAUGAAGGUUAUUUGGAGGAACACAGUCAUCUCCUUGUUGAAAUCUAAUCCGGUUACAUUGUGGCUGAUUUCUUGAACACAUUCUAACUGUGCACAAUUAUUUUGGCCUUGGCCAUGUAAUGUGAGGUUUACCUGAUUCUCUAAUGAAAUAAAUACCUAAGUUAUUGUUUGA